AUGUCAACAGAGCCACGGGUAACCAAUUUAGAACUAUCGAACAGAUGGAGACACCUCCAGCUAGCCCUAGAUCAUGCUUGGAGUCGCUGGAAAAAUGAGUACCUUGCAGAACUACGAGAGGGACACCGAUACGGGAAGAAAUGUGAUCAUCCUCAGAAGAUUUGUGUCGGUGACAUAGUCCUCAUACAUGAGGAGAACCAACCACGUUGCUUGUGGAAACUGGCAAAGGUUAUCGAGUUGAUAACCGGCUCUGAUAAUAAGGUGAGGAAAGCUGUAGUGAAAGUGCAAUCAGCAAAGGGGAAGAUAACUACACUAAGACGUCCACUACAACGGCUUUAUCCUCUAGAGGUGUGUGCGGAUAUCUGUGCUGAAGCUCCUGAUGAAGCAGCUAGGGGAGAUAGUCCAGAGAUCUACCCUAUCGAUCAGGACUCGAGAGAAAGGAGACCAAGGAGAGCAACUGCCAUUGCUGCGGACCAAAGGAGAAAGUCCUGGCUUAAACUAUUAGCGUGA
Molecule: messenger RNA, 510 nt
Organism: Priapulus caudatus
Lineage: Eukaryota; Metazoa; Priapulida; Priapulimorpha; Priapulimorphida; Priapulidae
Exons: 1
Coding region: 1-510 (169 amino acids)
Source: RefSeq, a predicted model, not a curated record